CCCGUGAAUGAAGAGAAAAUCGCCACUUUUGGGUUAUUUCCCUAGUGUCGGGGCGUCUCUUUCUCCGUCGCAUGGAGCGGUACCCGCCUGGGCCUGGCCAGGGCUGUUGGGCCGGGUCUGGGCUUGAGGAGUCUCUCCCUGACAGAAAAACUCAAGAAUAGGUGAGUGAACCACAGGCAGUAGAAUAUGGCUGGACAGAUAUCGGAAUCUGAUCAGAUCAAGCAGUUCAAGGAGUUUCUUGGAACAUACAAUAAACUUACAGAAAACUGCUUCCUGGAUUGCAUAAAGGAUUUCACUAGCAGAGAGGUUAAACCAGAAGAGAUGACGUGCUCAGACCACUGCCUACAGAAGUAUUUAAAAAUGACACAAAGGAUCUCCAUGAGAUUCCAGGAGUACCAUAUCCAGCAGAACGAAGCUCUGGCAGCUAAAGCAGGACUGCUCAGCCAACCUCGUUAGACAAGAGCGCUCUGAGCAGACUUUACAAGCAGUGCCAGUGUUCACUGAGCAAGAACACACAUUUUGGAUUUUCUGCUGUCGGGAUAUGCAGCUCGGAAGAGAUUUCUAGAUGCUGUUCAGACAGUGGAAACCAUGAAGGGUUAAACAAGAAGUUAGUCAUGGUGGACUGGCAAUGGAGUCUGUUUCUGAGGCCCUUUUCACUCUAUGGUGGAGUAAUAUCGAUACAAACUUUUCCUGGGCCCACAGUCCGGUAUGUUUAAAUUGCGAGGGGGGUGGGAGGGUUAUACUUCCUUUCUGCUAGGACUGGUUCAGAUGGAAAAUGUGUAAUAUGGGAAAUACACUUUUUAAAAUUUAAUUCAAGUGAAAUAAACGGGAACUGUACACUUGUA
Molecule: messenger RNA, 845 nt
Organism: Columba livia (rock pigeon)
Lineage: Eukaryota; Metazoa; Chordata; Aves; Columbiformes; Columbidae
Gene: TIMM9
Product: translocase of inner mitochondrial membrane 9
Exons: 4
Coding region: 187-456 (89 amino acids)
Source: RefSeq, a predicted model, not a curated record